AUGUCUGCAACACAAUCAUCCAAGGCGGGCAGUCCGAACGACUUCCUCAAGGGCGUCAUUGGCAAGAGCGUCAACGUCCGCCUCAACUCGGGCAUCGACUACCAGGGCGUCCUGUCGUGCUUGGACGGAUACAUGAACAUUGCGCUUGAAAACACAACCGAAUACGUAGACGGCGUCAAGAAGAACAACUACGGCGACGCUUUUAUCCGUGGAAACAACGUCAUGUACAUCACCGCACUCGAAAAGUAA
Messenger RNA from Moesziomyces aphidis, 249 nucleotides. NCBI's taxonomy places the organism in Eukaryota, Fungi, Basidiomycota, Ustilaginomycetes, Ustilaginales, Ustilaginaceae. The record is from the annotation of a GenBank genome assembly.